Drosophila navojoa is the source of this 1692-nucleotide messenger RNA. It is a transcript of the gene D, whose product is annotated as Dichaete. Gene Ontology annotation, biological process: positive regulation of transcription by RNA polymerase II; brain development; neuron differentiation. NCBI's taxonomy places the organism in Eukaryota, Metazoa, Arthropoda, Insecta, Diptera, Drosophilidae. The record is from RefSeq and is a predicted model, not a curated record. Gene Ontology annotation, cellular component: nucleus. Gene Ontology annotation, molecular function: RNA polymerase II cis-regulatory region sequence-specific DNA binding; DNA-binding transcription activator activity, RNA polymerase II-specific.
CAGUGUGUAGCUGUUGAGCCGAACAGAAGCAGCAGCAAGAGCAAUAUCGACAGCAACAGCAACAGAAACUGCGAAGCCCAAAGAGACGCACUAUCGACAUUGCAGUUGACUGAACACCAUACUGAAAAAAGAAAGAAUAUAAUAAAAGCAGUUACAUACAUUGUGAAUACAGUGAAGUGACAAACAAGAGAAGAACAAGAACGCAAACAGAGUGAACAUUUAUUCCAUACAAUAUCAAGUGAUAAACGAACAUAUAAUGGCCACAUUAUCAUCACAUCCCAACUACGGCUUCCAUUUGGGCGCCGGUCAGGGCUUGGAGCUACCCUCCCCUGGCGACUAUGCUUCCCAGGGCCUGGGCAAUGCCCAGCUCAGCCCCAGCAUGGACAUGGAUAUUAAGCGCGUAUUGCACUACUCACAGAGCGGUGGAUUGGCCGCUAGUCUAGCAGCCAUGGGCGGAUCCCCGGGCGGCGGUCCAGGCGGUGUCAGCAGUCAAGCAGCCAACAACAUGAGUCACCACAUGGCGCACCACAUGCACAACGCCGUGGCUGCUCAGCAGACCCUUUCACCCAACAGUUCCAUUGGCUCCGCCGGCAGCUUGGGCAGCCAGAGCAGCUUGGGCAGCAGUGGCAUGGGCGGCGGCCUGGGCAUGGGUACACACGGCUCGGGCGUGGGCUCUGGGGCUGGCAACAGCUCCAUGCACAGCUUGGCCACGUCGCCUGGCCAGGAGGGCCACAUCAAGCGUCCGAUGAACGCAUUCAUGGUUUGGUCGCGUCUGCAGCGUCGUCAAAUCGCCAAGGAUAACCCCAAGAUGCACAAUUCCGAAAUCUCGAAACGUCUGGGCGCCGAAUGGAAGCUGCUCGCGGAGUCGGAGAAGCGUCCUUUCAUUGACGAGGCCAAGCGCCUGCGUGCGCUGCACAUGAAGGAGCAUCCGGACUACAAGUAUCGCCCACGUCGCAAGCCCAAGAACCCACUGGCCUCAGGGCCCCAGGGCGCACUCCAGAUGCAGAGCAACAUGAACAUGAACAUGAACAUGAACAUGAAUAUGAACAUGAAUAUGGCACAACAGAAGCUGGGAGCAGCUGGCGCUGGUCCAGCGGGCGGUGGCUACAAUCCCUUCCACCAGCUGCCGCCGUAUUUCGCACCCUCACACCAUCUCGAUCAGCCGUACCCAGUGCCCUACUUCACCGGCUUUGAUCCGUUGGCGCUGUCGAAGCUGCACCAGAGCGCGGCGGCCAACAACCAGACGCACAAACACCUGGAGGCGCAGCAAGCGUCACAGUUGCCGCCCACCUCGUUGAGCAGCUUCUACUCCGGCAUCUAUUCGGGCAUCUCGGCGCCCUCGCUGUAUGCCGCCCACUCCGCGAACGCCGCCGCCGCCGGACUCUACACCUCAUCCUCGACAUCCUCGCCGGGCUCCUCACCCGGCACCAUCACGCCCAACGGCAUGGACGGCUCAAUGGACAGCGCCCUGAGGCGGCCGGUGCCAGUGCUAUAUUAGGCAGAUUGGGCGGACCGCACUGUCCCAGAGUAAAGUACAAUUUGCAUUGUUGACGCGUUCCCAAAGUGAUCCAACUGGUUUUAAAUCUUUAAAAGCUCUAUGUAAGCCAAUUACAAUCUAGUAGUUCUCUAUCAUUGUAUUUCUCGCCCUCUAUGAAGCAACGCUCGCAAAACUCUAGUACAAUCUUUGCGCAA